AUGGCACCCCAGGGGCGAAAGUUUGGACUGUCGUCCAGCGGUGGCAGUCGGGGACGUGGAGGGUUCAGAGGAGGAUCCAGAAGUAACACGAAUUUCCGUGGAGGACGCGGAAGAGGACGUGGAACCGCGACCGGACGUGCGCCAGCGGACGGCCCAGCUCCCCAACGCGAAGAUGAUGGGUCGCAAUUGGCAGAACGGUUCGAGCAAGUGCGUCUAAGUGACGAAAUCGACGAAAAGCUCGGGUUUCCGCGCGUACAGGAGGGCCAGCGACGCGAGGGCUGGCUCAUCAAUAUGCAUCCUACGCUUGUCAAGGAUCCCGACUACCCUGGCGGGCGCGCUGCGGUGGAUUUUUAUUUCAUCACGGACGAAGGAGGGUCGUUCAAGUGCACGAUGCAGUAUGAGCCUUAUUUUUAUAUCGCGUGCAAGAGUGGUUCGGAAUCAGCGGUGGAGGAAUGGCUCAUGAAACGCUAUGAAGGCAUGAUAUCCAGAAUCGUUCGAGACAGGAAAGAAGACCUGAAGCUUCCUAACCAUUUGAUGGGCUACCGUCGCCUCUAUCUCCAACUUUGUUUCCGCAACGUCUCUGAUCUCCUCACUAUCAGAAGAGAUGUCGCCCCUCUUGCCCUUGCCAACGGCUCUAAACGGGAUGCUGUCGACGCAUAUGCAGAGGUCGUUAGCGCUACCGCGAGUGCCAGCACUAACAUCGAGCUGGAAGGGGAGUGGAGGGAAAUUGGCGGGAGCUCGAGUGGAGCCGGUUACCGGGACAAAGACCCACGCGAAUGCAUCGUCGACAUACGCGAAUUCGACUGUCCAUAUUACCUUCGUGUGGCCAUGGAUAACGAGAUGCGAGUGGGGCUUUGGUACGCGGUGAUCUUUAUAGCUGGGCAGCCGUCCUUCACGCACAUGGCGGAGAGGGUUAAGCGUGCAGACCCAGUCGUCAUGGCAUACGAUAUCGAGACGACCAAGGCCCCGCUCAAGUUUCCCGACCAUGCCAUUGACCAGGUCAUGAUGAUCUCGUACAUGGUAGAUGGCCAGGGAUAUUUAAUCACGAACCGGGAGAUAGUCAGCGAGGACAUAGAUGACUUCGAAUAUACGCCGAAGGAGGGUUACGAAGGACCGUUUGUCGUGUUUAAUGAAAAGGAUGAGGCAGCAACUAUUACCCGCUUCUUCCAACAUAUUCAAGAUGCGAAACCUACUGUCAUGGCCACGUUUAACGGUGAUUUCUUCGAUUUCCCCUUCCUUUGUGCUCGUGCCAAAGCGAACGGCAUCGAUAUGUUCAUGGAAACCGGUUUUGCAAAGGAUUCGGAAGACGAGUUCAAGAGUCGGUGCUGCGUCCACAUGGACUGCUUCCGCUGGGUGAAACGCGAUUCCUAUUUGCCUCAAGGUAGCCAAGGUUUGAAAGCUGUGACAACGGCGAAACUAGGGUAUAAUCCUAUCGAAUUGGACCCAGAGCUUAUGACACCGUACGCGUCGGAGCGACCCCAAUACCUCGCGCAAUACUCCGUUUCCGAUGCAGUGGCAACCUAUUACCUCUACAUGAAAUAUGUCCAUCCGUUCAUAUUCUCGCUGUGCAACAUAAUUCCCUUGUGCCCUGAUGAAGUCUUACGGAAAGGUAGUGGUACUCUUUGUGAAACUCUUCUCAUGGUUGAAGCAUAUCGUGCGCACAUCAUAAUGCCAAACAGACACGAGGAUCCUCAUCUGAACAUGUAUGAGGGACAUCUGCUUGCAUCAGAGACUUACGUUGGUGGUCACGUCGAAGCUCUUGAGGCCGGAGUAUUCCGCAGUGACAUUCCUGCUGAUUUCAAGAUCGUUCCUGCAGCCGUCCAAACACUUAUCGACGACCUUGAUGCUGCCCUUACAUUUUGCAUCGUGGAAGAAUCGAAAUCUUCCCUCGAGAGCGUCACGAAUUAUAACGAAGUCAAACAGCAGAUUCAAAGUGCGCUAGAACAAAUGCGUGACCAGCCAAAGCGUACCGACAAGCCCCUCAUUUAUCACCUCGAUGUCGCGGCCAUGUACCCAAAUAUCAUGUUGUCCAACCGUCUCCAACCUGAUUCUAUGGUCGAUGAAUCAGUCUGUGCCGUGUGCGAUUAUAAUCGCCCGGGCAAAAAGUGCGACCGGAGAUUACAAUGGGCCUGGAGAGGAGAGUUCUUCCCUGCCCAUAGAGACGAGUAUAACAUGAUUCGUCAUGCACUAAACCAGGAGACAUUUCCGCCUAAGAAGCCAGGAGAACCGCAGAGAAAGUUCGUCGAAUUAACUGAAACCGAACAGAUGGCGUUAUUGCACAAACGGCUUGGUGACUACUCUCGCAAAGUGUACAAGAAGAUGAAGGACACGAAGGUGGAGACCCGCGAGUCCAUCGUUUGCCAAAGGGAAAAUCCUUUCUACGUGGACACCGUCCGCCGCUUCCGUGAUCGACGCUACGAGUACAAGGGGUUGCACAAAACGUGGAAGAAGAACCUGGAUACAUUACUCGGCGAAGGACGCUCGCUUGCGGAGGUAGAUGAGGCAAAGAAAAUGAUCGUUCUCUACGACUCUCUUCAGCUUGCCCACAAGUGUAUCCUGAACUCAUUCUAUGGUUAUGUGAUGCGCAAGGGUGCGCGGUGGCAUUCAAUGGAAAUGGCUGGUAUCACCUGCCUGACGGGUGCGACAAUCAUCCAGAUGGCGCGGGCGCUCGUAGAGCAGAUCGGUCGCCCCCUCGAGCUCGACACCGACGGUAUAUGGUGUAUGCUUCCGGGUGUAUUUCCCGAGAACUUUAAGUUCAAACUCUCGAGCGGCAAAUCUAUUGCAUUCUCGUACCCCUGCACAAUGCUGAAUCAUCUGGUGCACGCUCGCUUUACUAAUCAUCAAUACCACGACUUGGAUCCCGAAACAGGGGAAUACGUCAUACACUCUGAAAACUCGAUCUUCUUCGAACUGGACGGCCCAUAUCGCGCCAUGAUCUUGCCUUCGUCAAAGGAAGAGGACAAACUGUUGAAGAAGCGUUACGCCGUCUUCAAUGAUGAUGGUUCGCUUGCCGAGCUCAAAGGCUUCGAGGUGAAGCGUCGCGGAGAGCUGCAGCUCAUCAAGAUUUUCCAGUCCCAAAUAUUCGAGAAAUUCCUCUUAGGUACCACUACACAAGAGUGCUACAGCGCGGUUGCGUGCAUAGCAGACCAGUGGCUCGAUAUCCUCUUCAGCCACGCACAAACCCUAAGCGAUGAGGAACUCGUCGACCUCAUCGCCGAAAAUAGAAGCAUGUCGAAGACACUUGCGGAGUAUGCAGGCCAGAAGUCUACGUCCAUCAGCACGGCCCGACGACUUGCUGAGUUCCUAGGAGCUCAGAUGGUCAAGGAUAAAGGCUUGGCGUGUAAGUUCAUCAUCUCGGCGAAGCCACAGGGUGCUCCUGUGACGGAAAGAGCAGUUCCCGUCGCCAUUUUCUCCGCCGAAGAAUCCGUGAAACGUACAUAUCUGCGCAAAUGGCUCAAAGAUCCGGCACUGACCAACUUUGAUCUUCGUGCUAUCUUGGACUGGGAAUACUACAUUGAGCGCCUUGGCUCGGUGAUCCAAAAACUUAUCACCAUUCCAGCUGCAAUGCAGGGCGUUCCAAACCCUGUGUCAAGAAUUAAACACCCGGACUGGCUGCAUCGAAGAGUUGCGACGGCAGUGGAUAAGUUCAAGCAGAACAAAGUCACCGACUUUUUCUCUAAGGCUGCCCAGAAGCUUUCAACGGAUGAAGAGGUGAUGGAAGAUUUUGGUGUUCCAAAGGCACCCGAUACCGAACGCAUUGCAAUCGUGAACCGUAGGCCUAAGCGGAAGCCAAGCGUGGAGCCAGAGGAAGAAGUUACCAACGCUCCUCUCCCAGACCCUCACACCAAUUACUUCGCCUGGCUGAAAGCCAUCAAGCCUCGAUGGCGACAAACGCGAGAGGCCCGUUGGGGCGGUUCCGCUGCUGCUAUUGUCCCUUCUAUUUUCAAAGGCACUAAAAUACGAACUACGCAACGAUGGGACGUGGUGCAAAUCCGACCUAGCAAGAUCCCUGGCCGCUUUAACAUGUGGGUACUCGUAGAUGGGCAACUCACGCCCGUUCCGCUUCGCAUUCCACGACAAUUUUACCUUCAUUUCAAGACAAAACCGAGAGAUGAUCUCUUCCGUACCGAAUACUACCAGUGUAUAAAAACGGCCAAGCAUCUGCCCAGAGAUAUUCCUUGCAAAUAUUUAUACGGAAUCACAGCCAAGGAAGACGUGUACCUCGAUAUUCAGGAACACUUUACGGACCUCAUGCAUGAUCCCAAUGUCGACGGGGUAUUCGAGCGCCAGGUUCCAUUGGAGAUGCGUGCCAUUCUAAAACUGGGAAAGACGUGUAUAGUCGACGAACCUGGACUUACGCUCAAUCGUGCACAAAGCAGUGGAAUGGAACUCGAUCAACUCGACCGCGCGGGUACUUCUCUUUCACACAACUCUUAUCUCAGUGCCGUGCGCGGAGAUAAAUACCUCUUUCUGUACCAUGCAUGUUCGAACAGCGCUCUGAUUCACGUUUUCGCCCUUUUCCUUCCCAGCGGAUCCGUCAAACUCCAUCUAGUUGACCCUGCAACACGACGGCAAGGAUUACCUCGCCUCCGAGAGCUUUACGCUGAGCUGUUGAAGAAGCGGAGAUCUCAGCAUGGAGACCCCGCUUCGAUACAGUAUCCGGCGUCCUGCGAUUUUACGACCACGUACCAUAGCAAGGACACGACUGCUCUCAAAGCAAUUUCUAGGGAGCUUGGGCUUCUGGAGAAUAUGUCGUAUAUGGUAGUCAUCUCAUCGUCUAAAGAAAACAUCUACUUCGAUACCUGGAUGCCAAAGCUCUCCAAAUUCCCUCUGCUGUCCAUGUCGAAAACCAAAGCCCCACAUUCUCUGGACGUGUUCCCCUGGCAGACACAUGUAGCGCAAAAGAUGCUUCAACGGUACCUGUCCCUGGGCAUGUGGCUUGAUCGUUCAAUUGCGCUCGCAGACUACUUCGAUGUUCCAGUAGGGCACGUCGACGGAGAUCAACCGCUGCUGCUGUCUGACAUUAGCUUCGCGCGGCGACUGAUGCAACAGGACAUUAUCUUGUGGUGGUCUCCGUCUGAGCGACCUGAUUUGGGCGGCAGAGAAGCAGAUAACUCGCCCAUCGAGGACCUACAGCACACGGAAUUCGUGACCCCAGGUUGUUACUCAAAUGUUUGCCUGGAGGUAACCGUCCGUAAUCUCGCCGUGAAUUCUGUACUGCACUCAGUUGCUAUCAACGAGCUCGAAGGCAGUGGUGGCACAACCGCGUUUGACUCUGUAUCUCGCACACUGGACGAAUAUUCAGAGGCUGACGACCAACGAGAUCUCACGCUCGGAGAAUCGAACAUGUCCGCACUUACGUUUAGCAUUCUAAAGGCAAUGAUCCGGACAUGGCUGUUGGACAGGAUACAAGGCAACUUUGAAAGCCCCGCAACGAUUACUAUCGACCACUUCUGGCGCUGGAUUAGCACUAGUGCUUCACACCUUUACGAUUCUCGUAUCCACCGCUUCAUCCAUGGUUUAAUGCGGAAAACUUUCAUCCAAAUGCUCGCUGAAUUCAAGCGUCUAGGUGGUCAGGUCAUCUACGCCGACUUCAGCCGGAUCUUGUUGGCGACGUCUAAACCCCCUGGCACUGCCCACGCCUAUGCGACCUACAUUACCACGGCAGUUACGUCGCACUGA
Pisolithus orientalis is the source of this 5682-nucleotide messenger RNA. RefSeq lists its product as uncharacterized. Gene Ontology annotation, molecular function: DNA-directed DNA polymerase activity; DNA binding; nucleotide binding. The transcript has 7 exons. The coding region runs from base 1 to 5682 and encodes 1893 amino acids. NCBI's taxonomy places the organism in Eukaryota, Fungi, Basidiomycota, Agaricomycetes, Boletales, Pisolithaceae. Gene Ontology annotation, biological process: nucleotide-excision repair, DNA gap filling; base-excision repair, gap-filling; mitotic cell cycle. The record is from RefSeq and is a predicted model, not a curated record. Gene Ontology annotation, cellular component: epsilon DNA polymerase complex; nucleus.